AUGGACCAGAUUGAUAUAAAGAUUAGCGAGCCUCAUAAUUUUGAGCGAAGAUUUUGUUAUCUAUCCGGUUCUCAUUUGGAGUGUAUUGAGGUUAUGUAUCUGGACGUCGCAACUUUUGGUGGGUUCGAUUUGCUCAUGUACGUUUACUGUCCGGUUCUUAAAUUAUUAUUGAGGUUUAGCAACCAACUUAUGUACGUUGAUAUGAGAUUAUGA
Molecule: messenger RNA, 213 nt
Organism: Microthlaspi erraticum
Lineage: Eukaryota; Viridiplantae; Streptophyta; Magnoliopsida; Brassicales; Brassicaceae
Source: the annotation of a GenBank genome assembly